Messenger RNA from Wickerhamiella sorbophila, 597 nucleotides. RefSeq names its product Ras-related protein Rab-5B. The coding region runs from base 1 to 597 and encodes 198 amino acids. Gene Ontology annotation, molecular function: GTPase activity; GTP binding. The record is from RefSeq and is a predicted model, not a curated record. The transcript has a single exon. NCBI's taxonomy places the organism in Eukaryota, Fungi, Ascomycota, Dipodascomycetes, Dipodascales, Trichomonascaceae.
AUGAGCGAGCGCUUUGCCCAGUUCAAACUUGUUUUACUUGGUGAGUCUGCCGUGGGGAAGUCAUCACUGGUGAACCGAUUCGCAAAAGAUCGAUUCGACGAGUUCCGCCAAUCAACUAUCGGUGCUGCCUUUCUGACCCAGAGCGUCCGCCUGGAACCCGACACUGUUAUCAAGUUUGAGAUUUGGGAUACCGCCGGCCAGGAGAGAUACAAGUCAUUGGCCCCUAUGUACUAUCGUAACGCAAAUUGCGCGGUUGUAGUUUUCGAUCUGACCUCCUCUACAUCGCUAGGCCGCGCAAAAUCCUGGGUAAAGGAGCUCCAACUGCAGGCUAGCGACAACAUUGUCAUUGCCCUGGCUGCGAACAAAGCUGACCUCACUAGCAAGAGACAGGUCGAUCGCGAAGAGGCUGCAGAGUACGCUCGCGAAGCGGGUCUUUUGUAUUUCGAGACUUCAGCCAAGACCGGUGAAAGCGUCAAGGAAAUGUUCAAGGCCAUUGCAGAACGCAUGCCUAUCGAGGACGUCGAACGAGAGCGGGAGCGCGCAGAACGGAGAGCUCUGGACCUCAAUCGGGCUCAGCAGAAUGGUUGUGCUUGUUAA